UGACAGACACAAAAAAAAAAAAAAAUAGAGGUAGGUAUAUAAAAAAACACACAUCAUUGGAAAAUCAUCGCUUCACUAAGAAUCUAUUAAAUUCUAUAAUUUUUGACUGGCGGAAACCGGUGACAACCCCCUACAUAUAAAUAUUUUAUAUACCUAAUACCUAUAUCCUAGGUACUUUAUCUUAUAGUUGUUGGCAAUACUGCUGGGUGACAGUAAGAGAGGUAAUUGUGAGAGUAGGGACAGUGUGUGUUGCGGAGCGUGUGCCGCAUCUAGUGUGUAACCGUUAAGUCGGGCUAGGAGCCCUAAGCUUUAAGUUGUUAUGUUGACUAUUCAUCUUUUAAUAAUGCAAUAAAGAUUUAUGCCUAAAUACUUGUUUAGUGAUUCAUUUAAACAUUUAGAAAAUCCUGACAUAGAUAUCGUAGGUAUCGUAGGUAUAUCAUUAUAUUUAAUUUAUUGCAUAUUCGUAGGUAAUAAUAAAACGAAUGAGUUAUUACUUAUACAAAUAAUUGUAUGAGUUAUGAAAAAAAAUCCUAAUUUAACCCUUUGCAUCAUGACAAGGGAGGGAAAUAUGGAUUACCAUUGCUGCCUCCCAGGUCUAUAGUACCUAAUACCUACCUACCUACCUACAUAUCAGGUACCUAUUCAGCCAUUCAGUGUAGAUGUGUAUUACUGUACCCAUAAGAGUGUACACCACUGAUAGCGAAGUUAUACAUAUAAUAAUAUUAAGCAGGUAAUACCUAGGUACCUACCUUCUGGCUACUGUAAUAGGCAACAGUGAAGAUAAUAUAUUUGAGCGAAGCUACUCAAGAGGGCUGAGGGGAAAUCAAAAUUCAAAACAGAUAGACUUGCAGGUUAUGCUAAGUGUAUCUGCAUGCAAGUACAAUGUUAAACAAGCUAUGGAAAAUAAAUUAAUUGUACCAGACCUCAUUCCCAUUGCUCCAAAGGAAAUGUUACAAGUAUAUUAUCCAAGUGCCUUAAAAGCAGAACUUGGUAAUGAACUAACACCCACUCAGGUGAAAGAACAGCCAUCAGUUAAAUGGAAUGCAGAACCAUAUUCAUUCUAUACAUUAUGUUUAACUGAUCCUGAUGCAGGACCUAAAUUAAAAGAAUUUCACCAUUGGUUGGUAGGAAACAUACCGGGUACAGAAGUGAGUAGGGGAGAGACACUAACUGAAUAUGUCGGUUCCGCAACUCCGCCAAAAACAGGACUUCAUCGUUACGUGUUCUUAGUUUACAAGCAACCUUCAAGAUUGGUAUUUACUGAGCAGCAUAUAAAUAAUAGAACUGCCGAAACCCGUGUUAAGUUUUCAAUUCAUAACUUUGCAAAGAAGUACAAAUUAGGAACACCUGUUGCUGGUAAUUUCUAUCUAGCACAAUAUGAUGAUUAUGUUCCAAUUUUACUUCAUCAGCUAGGAGUCCAGUAAUUUAUUAUUAAUAUUGAAACCAAAUUUUAAUUUACUUGAGUAUGUACGAGUAUAUCUACACUUACAUUAUAUGUAGCAUUUUUUCAAAAAUAUAUAUAAUCAAGGUUUUACACUUAUAAGAUAUAGAUGUAACUACUUUUUGAAAAUAUUACUAUACAAUUUAAGUUUUUAAAAAAUAAAACAUUAUUUUAUUUUAA
Messenger RNA from Myzus persicae (green peach aphid), 1621 nucleotides. Its product is annotated as protein D3-like. The transcript is spliced from 7 exons. NCBI's taxonomy places the organism in Eukaryota, Metazoa, Arthropoda, Insecta, Hemiptera, Aphididae. The record is from RefSeq and is a predicted model, not a curated record. Bases 855 to 1424 code for a protein of 189 amino acids.